Messenger RNA from Drosophila ananassae, 4304 nucleotides. RefSeq names its product homeotic protein female sterile. The transcript has a single exon. The record is from RefSeq and is a predicted model, not a curated record. The coding region runs from base 340 to 1437 and encodes 365 amino acids. NCBI's taxonomy places the organism in Eukaryota, Metazoa, Arthropoda, Insecta, Diptera, Drosophilidae.
UUCGGCCAAACCGCGGACCAUCAGCAGAAACUUACCAACCUCGGUCGCGAGAGCUUUUUUCCAUAUUGAUUAGUUAUGUCGCUUUUGUUGUUUACUCGCCACAUUUUUUUGGCCAGUUAAUUGUGGUAUUUGUGGUAGUGUGCGCGCGAAACCCAACCGAACCCCCCAACAAUCUGAUCAAAACACAAAUACCGGUGGUCGCCCCCAUUAGUCCCAGCUCCUCCGCCGAUCCAGGAUCCCCAAAUUCCCAGGACUAAGAAGUGAAAAAAAAAACACAGAUUUUGAUAAAAAAAAAAAGACAGAAAAGGGAGUCGCGAGAGCGAGCGUACAAAUCCCCCGAUGUCCGCGGGUGUGGGUGGCGGAGGGAGCAUUACCACCGAGCACCAUAGUCGCCUCUACUUCCUCAACUCACCGACGGCGCCGCUCACCGCCCGCUCCGAUCCGUUCUUCAUCAAGCCGGAGUACCUCAGCUAUGAGAGUCCCAUGCACCAUGCCCUCUAUCCCGGCAAUCCCCGCGGCCUCAUAGAAUACAACAAUUAUAGUUCGGCGAGUUCGGCGGCCGCCGCUGCAGCCGUUGCCUCCGUUUCUGUAUCCGCCACCGCCACCGCCUCCGUCGCAUCAGCAUCCGCUGCCGUUGUUGCAGCCGCCGCAGCAGCAGCAGCAGCGGGCGGGACGACAUCAUCAUCAGGAUCAGGACCAGGACCGACCACUUCAUCGGGGAGUAAUUCAGGUGGCACUGCAUCCAAUACGGCGAGUGGUACGCUAGAGAACAACUUCUCACAGCAGCAGCAGGCCAGUAAUCCCCUCCAGCAGCAUAGCCAGGCGGAGCACCAGCAUCAGCAGCAGCAGCAGCAGCUCCAGCAACAACAACAACAACAACAGCAAACACAUCCCCUGCAUCAUCAUCUUUCCACGGGCGUUGUGGUUGUCGGCGGAGGAGGAGGCGGAGGAGGAAGUGGAGGAGGCACCUCUGGCACCUUACAACUUGGUAAUCUUGGAGUACCAGGUCUCGCCCAACUGGGAGUACCACAUUUGAGCCAUAAUCCCACAACACAACAGAACCUCUCACAGUCGUCGCGGGCCCAGAAGGCGGCACGUCGAAGGAGCAACGAAUCGAUCGAGGCCAGGGAACGUAGGCUGGAGAGGAACGCGGCCAGGAUGAGGGAUAAGAGAUCGAAGGAAACGGAAACGGAAUAUCGACUCCGGUUGGCAAAGAAUGCGGAGGCGAAUCGGGUGCGACGGCAGAAUGAAACGGAAGUACAAAGAACCCUAAGACUGAUGAAGAAUGCCGCCAGGCAGAGAUUGCGCCGGGCCUCGGAGACGUCCGAUGAGCGGAAGAAGCGUCUGGCCAAGGCCGCUGAAAGGAUGAGGGUGGCGCGGGCGAGUGCGCCCAAGGUCAUUAAGCCGCCGCUGGCCGACAGGCUAAAGGGAUACUAACAAGGUGUAUCCUUGGAGCUGGCUUCCAGGAAGGCAGGUGGACAGUAAGCUGGCCAGGAUUCAAAGGCAGGAGACACGCCCACACACCAACACACACACACAUAUAUAGAGAGAGAUCCAGGAAGGAUAAUCCCCAAGUCUAUAUAAGAAAAAAGUGAAGAAAAAGGAUAAGGAGGAGAAAGAAAUGGAGGUGGAGGAGGAGCAGCCUCCAGGACAUUUAGAAUUAGGGCUCGGCAAUUUUUUUUUUUUAAGUUAAAAUUAAAAAAAAAAAAAAGAAACAAAAAAAAAACAAGAAAAAAAAGAAAAUAACUUAACGUAAAAGUAAAGUAUUUUUAUAAUGCAUGCAUUAUAUAUUCAUACGAUAUAUAAUAUAUAAUAUAUAAUAUAUAAUAUAUAUAUAUAUAUAUACGCAUAGUUAUGUAUACACACACACCCACACACACACCCACACACACACCCACACCCACACACCCACACUGACAGUGUGAAGCCCCCAAAAAAGGCGCAAGAGAGAGAGUUCCAACCCCCCCAACCCCUUUUUUGAAGCGAAAAGGACAUGCCAUGUGUGUGUGGCAAGGAUACCCAGGGUGCCUCACUGUACAUACAAAAAAAAAUAAGGGAAAUAUAUUCAAAAAAUAUAUCUUAAAAUCUAAAAAAAAAUUGGCACAUUAGAGAGGGACGAGGCAACAAGUGCCUUUCCAGCUUAUCCUCAGGCAAAAAAAUUAAAAAAAUAAAUAAAAAAUAACAAAAAAAAAAAUAUAUUAAAAAAAAGGAUUAAGAAGAAGAAAAAGAAGCUUCGGAGUAAAACCGAAGAUCUUAUACCCUCGCAGUAAGAAUUUAAAAAAAAAAAGGAUCUUUUUUUCAAAAAAAAAAAACAUAUUUUUGUAGGAAUUCCAGUUUAGGGCUAUUGCUUUUGUCCGAUUUUUGAAAAUACAAAAAUUUCCAGUGUUGAAAAACUUCUCAAAAAUUAAAAACUUAUAAUUUCUGCAAGGUUAUAAUGAAAAUAUUUCCCCAAAAAUUAAUAGAAAAAAAUAAAACUUGAGGCACCCUGGCGCUCCAAAUCAACCCCCAUAUGUGUAAGCUUGUAACCCAAAAAGGACUCCCCCAUACACACACACACACACACACACACAUGGUACAAGGAUAUGUGGUGAGCAUUAGUGUGUGUGUGUGUGUGUGUGUGCAUAUUAUAGGGCUAUAGGGCCAUAUAUAUAUAUAUAUAUAUAUAUAUCUCUGAAUACACACAUGAUCCGUUGCCGUUGGCAGGCACAUAACGCAAUAUUUGUUAUAGCACGCAAUCCCUAAUAUCCUUAUAGCCUCCCCCCCCACAACUCCUACAACAAAAAAGCACUAAAAAAAUGAAAUAUUUAAAACAAAAUAUAUAUAUAAUUAAUACAUAUUAUUCUAAUUAUAAAUUAAUACAAGAGAAGAAAAAAAAGAGUUAUCCAUUAAGUUCUAGUCCAAAUUUCAAAUUGUUUUUUUUUUUAAUUCUUUUUUUUUUUUUAAUAACCUGUCUAACGUUUAUUGAAUUGUUUUUGAAUUAUAAUUAAGAUGAAAGAUAUACAUUUUUUUGUGUAUUGUAAUAUUUAAUGUACACUAACAACAAAUAACAACAACACAAACACAAAAAACAAAACAAAAAAAAACGUAACAGAAAAGAAACAACAAAAAAAUUACAAAAAAAAAAAAACAAAUGAAUAUACUUGAAUAAAGUUGCAUUCACAAUUUUUAAAUGUUGCGUACUAAAAAAUAAAGGGCGGGAGAUUAAAACACAACUUAUAUAAAAAUUUAUAUAACAUUUAAAUUUAAAAAAAAAAAAAAAAAAGCUUUUGAGUCGUUACCCGCCUUUUUUCAAAUUCAGUAAUAUUGGUAUUAAAAAAUAUAUAUUUUGGUAUAUUUUAAUUUGGUAUUUAUCGGCUAUCGUGCAUACGGUCACAUUUUCGCCGGAUUUUUUUUGCCACAAAAAGCGGCGAGCAAGAAAUACAUACACACACGCACGUACUUCCCGUUUUGUGGUUUUUUUUAAUGUGUGUUGUUGACGGCGCAGCAUUUUUGCCUCCUGCGCGCUAUUACCGGAGAUUUUGCGCGUUUUUGCAACUGUUGUUCCAGCAUUGGCCCAAAAUUGCCAUUUAAAUGCAAAAUAAACAAAUCAAAUGCAAAAUAGCACAGUGUGUGAGUGAGUGAGCGAGUGAUUUUGUCGUGUGAGGCGUCGUCGGCAGCAGAAGCAGACGCAGCAACAGCAGCGGCAGCGUUAAAAAUCAAAACAAUCCCAGCUACUUAUUAUUUUUUUUUCUGUUCUUGGCCAGGCAGAUGUGAAGAAGGCCGAAAAGGCCAAAAAAGAAGCAAAAGAAAUGCCGAUAUUCGGGGCUUUGUCUCUUCUUCUUCUACCCCUUUUUCGCCGGAUAUAAAUGAGCCCAAAAGUAAAGGCAGCAGCAGCAGCAGCCGUAGCCGUAGCCGCAGCAGCAGAAGCAGGAUCGGCGGGAGAGAGCAAAAAGAGAGAGAGCCAGAGAGAGAGUUUUUGGCAAAAAAAAGACAAAUACAACAAAUACAAAAUAAAGAAAUAAAAACAGCGCGCGUACUCGAAAUAGGAGCGGAAAAAAACGGAGCUGGCGGUCUGAGCAGAGUGUGCGUGUCCAUGUGCAUGUGUGUGUGUGUGUGCGUGUAUGUGUGUACAAUAUAAUCAUGUGAAAAAUCGAUUGGAAGCACUGGCAGCGCAGCAGCAGCGCAGUAGCAGAGCGGCGGCGGCGCCAAUUGUCACUUACUAUCGAACAAGAAGAAGAAGCAAAAGUUAAGGCAGCAAAACCCACACGCUCCCCCGCGAAAAAAAGUCAUUAAAAAUAGUUAAAUAAAAAAAAAAAGGAAAGGAA